Messenger RNA from Setaria italica (foxtail millet), 2809 nucleotides. RefSeq lists its product as uncharacterized. Gene Ontology annotation, molecular function: oxidoreductase activity, acting on the CH-OH group of donors, NAD or NADP as acceptor. NCBI's taxonomy places the organism in Eukaryota, Viridiplantae, Streptophyta, Magnoliopsida, Poales, Poaceae. Bases 138 to 2669 code for a protein of 843 amino acids. The transcript is spliced from 12 exons. The record is from RefSeq and is a predicted model, not a curated record.
UUUCUUGUGGCAACUGUUUUUUUUUUCCGCCACAAACCGUUAGUCUACAUCUUGUGUGGCCUACACUAAAAAAAUCGAAGCUAAUAGUUGUGGCGAGCGAGCCAGCCAGUGAAUCCUCCUCUUUCAAGCGACUGGCGAUGUCGGCAGCCGGCGAGAAGAAGAAGACGGCAUGCGUGACCGGAGGGAACGGGUACAUCGCCUCGGCUCUGAUCAAGAUGCUGCUGGAGAAGGGCUACGCCGUCAAGACGACGGUCAGGAACCCCGAUGACAUGGCCAAGAACUCCCACCUCAAGAACUUGCAGGCGCUCGGCCCCCUGACCGUCCUCCGCGCCGACCUGGAUGAAGAGGGCAGCUUCGACGAGGCCGUCGCCGGCUGCGACUACGCCUUCCUCGUCGCCGCUCCGGUGAACCUCUCGUCAGGGGAGGAGGAUCCUGAGAAAGAGCUGAUCGAGCCCGCUGUCCGGGGAACGCUGAACGUGAUGAGGUCGUGCGUGAAGGCCGGCACGGUGCGGCGCGUGAUCCUGACCUCGUCGGUGGCCUCAGUCUACAUCAGACCGGAGCUGCAAGGCAACGGGCACGUCCUGGACGAGGAUUCCUGGUCUGACGUCGAGUACCUCAGGGCCGAGAAGCCACCAUUGUGGUGGGCGUACUGCGUGUCGAAGGUCCUCCUGGAGAAGGCGGCGUGCCGGUUCGCGGAGGAGCACGGCAUCAGCUUCGUCACCGUCUGCCCCGUCUCCACCGUCGGCGCGGCGCCGGCGCCGAUCGUCAACACCAGCGUCCCUUGCUGCCUCUCAUUUCUAUCCGGUGACGAGGCAGCGCUCGGCACGCUCAAAGGAAUCGAGAGGACCUCCGGCGCGCUGCAGCUGGUCCACGUCGACGACCUCUGCCGCGCCGAGGUGUUCGUCGCCGAGGAGGCGGCGGCCGCGGGGAGGUACGUCUGCUGCGCCCUCAACACGACCGUCGUCGAGCUCGCGCGUUUCCUGGCACGGAAGUACCCGCAGUACGGCGUGAAGACAGACUUCACCGACGAUGAUCAGCUCCUGGAGAAGCCGAGAGUGAGCGUGUCGUCUGCCAAGCUGGUUAGGGAAGGGUUCGAGUUCAAGUACAGGACCCUGGACGAGAUAUACGACGACGUCGUCGAGUACGGCAGGGCACUCGGAAUUCUGCCCUACUGGUUGAGAUACUUCAUAAACACGAUUUGCUGCUGCACCCGGUUCGCCACCGGCAUUUCGUCGAACAAAUCCCUGUUCGCCUUCCUCCUCGCCGCCGCUUCCGCCUCCGCAUUCUCUGACGGUGGCAGCCACCUCCCGUUCACGCUCCUCCCCGCCGAUCCCGCUGCCGCGGAUCCGUGGGCGAGUGACUGUCCGGCGAUGCCGAGCUGGGCCUCGGUCACCACGGCCGCGCCCCUGUACGCGUCCGGCGGGUACAUCAGCUACGGCGCGCUGAGGCGCGACCGCGUGCCAUGCUCCCGCCGCGGCGCCCGCAGGGACGGAGACCGCGGCGACGAGGCGGCGUUCGGCAUGCUGAAAGACGUCGAGAUGGCCUCCGGCGCGGGGCUGCUGGUGCAUGGUGCACGUCGACGACCUGUGCCGACGUGCCGUGCCACGGUGUUCGUCGCCGAGGAGGAGGCGGCCGCGGGGAGAUCGGCGAUGUCAGCUGGUGGCACGAAGAAGAAGGCGUGUGUGACCGGAGGCAACGGGUAUAUCGCCUCGGUGCUCAUCAAGAUGAUGCUGGAGAAGGGCUAUGCCGUGAAGACGACGGUCAGGAACCCCGAUGACAUGGAGAAGAACUCCCACCUCAAGGACCUGCAGGCACUUGGCUCCUUGGAAGUCCUCCGCGCCGACCUGGACGACGAAGGCAGCUUCGAUGAGGCCGUUGCUGGCUGCGACUACGCCUUCCUCGUCGCCGCUCCGGUGAACCUCCAUUCAGAGAAUCCUGAGAAAGAACUGAUCGAGCCUGCUGUCCGAGGAACCCUGAACGUGAUGAGGUCGUGCGCAAAGGCAGGGACCGUGAAGCGCGUGGUCCUGACCUCGUCGGCGGCCGCCGUCUCCAGCAGGCCGCUGCAAGGCGACGGGCACGUGCUGGACGAGAACUCCUGGUCCGACGUCGAAUUCCUCACUGCCAACAAGUCCGGCCCCUGGGGGUAUCCGGUCUCCAAGGUGCUGUCGGAGAAGGAGGCGUGCAGGUUCGCGGAGGAGCACGGCAUCAGCCUCGUCACCGUCUGCCCCGUUCUCACCGUCGGCGCGGCACCGGCGAAAAAGAUCCACACGAGCGUCCCCGCCAGCCUCUCCUUGCUGUCCGGGGACGACGCAGCGUUCGGGGUGCUGAAAGGCGUCGAGAUGGCCACCGGCGGUGUGCCGAUGGUGCACGUCGCCGACCUGUGCCGCGCCGAGGUGUUCGUCGCCGAGGAGGACGCGGCCUCCGGGAGGUACAUAUGCUGCGGCGUCAACACGACCGUCGCCGAGCUCGCCCGUUUCCUGACAGAGAAGUACCCGCAGUACACCGUGAAAGCAGAUCUGCUCUCCGGUGAGCUCCUCGAGAAGCCGAGAGUGAGGCUGUCGUCGGCGAGGCUGGUGAAGGAAGGGUUCGAGUUCAAGAAGAAGACGCUGGACGAGAUAUACGACGACGUGGUGGAGCACGGCAAGGCCCUGGGGAUUCUGCCCAACUGAUACUUCCUCUGCCUUCCAUCCGUAACAAGAAGCGAUAGCACCAGCUUGCAGUGAAGUUGGGAAAUAAAUCUAUGCUACCUGAUGUACGCUAGCUGAACUGUCGAAUAGGUCAUUUUCAGUAUAAUUAAUUCGUGUGUUAA